Stylophora pistillata is the source of this 1718-nucleotide messenger RNA. RefSeq lists its product as uncharacterized. Gene Ontology annotation, molecular function: extracellular matrix structural constituent; oligosaccharide binding. NCBI's taxonomy places the organism in Eukaryota, Metazoa, Cnidaria, Anthozoa, Scleractinia, Pocilloporidae. The record is from RefSeq and is a predicted model, not a curated record.
AAAAAUUUGAAAGAUGCUUGGUACGAUGUGUUUUUGAGCAUGUUAGGCAAUUGAGUCUCAAGCACAAGGCAAGAACCAAAACAUGGCGCUGCGAAUCAGAAAUAUAUCGCCAGCUGUGCUGUGUUUGCUCCUGAACGGUUUGUUUUCUAAUGUAAACGUUCCAUUUACAAUUGGCGAAGAAUCAACUUCAAGCUUCUUUGAGAAGUAUAAAGGUCACUCCUUACUUGGUCACGUCAUCGAUGUUUACGAAAUGGAUGAGAUGGAGUGCGGAUUGCAGUGCUUAAGAGAUGACCUAUGUCAGUCAUACAACAUCUAUCCUGCUGAUGGCCAUAACCUAAACUGCACACAGAUUUGCCAAUUGAAUAACGAAACAAAAAAGUCUAAACCACAAGACUUCAUGGAAAACCUGGGAGCGACCUACUUUGAAACAACACAGAUUGCAUGCUCCAACAUUGUUGGUGAAAGCGAUGGAAGAUGGAACUCAAGUCAGAAUCAAGGCAAAAGCGUUAUUAGUCCGGGUAACAAAGGAAACACCGGCCAAUCAAAGAUUCUUGGGUUCAACUCUUCUUCGCCUGGCGACUCCUGCAAACACAUUCGGGACUCUGAAGAUGAUUUUAUAGGAGACGGAGAGUACUGGGUUGACCCUGAGCACAACGGGAACCCCAUGAAGGUUUUCUGUGACAUGACAACCGAGCGAGGAGGCUGGCUUCUCGUCGCCAACUUUAGGAUGAAUAACUCAUUUCCAUCAAAAGAUUGGACCGCUGAGUCAUCGUAUCGCGGAAUUAGCAACUUUGCCAACAAUGAAAUGGGUAUCACAAAGAGUGCCAUGAAAGAGCUCAGGACACACUUGUUGUUCACCCAAUUGCGAUUCCACUGCAGCAAACGAAAGGGACGCACAUUCCACGUAAUCACAGCCGCUAACAGUUCUGGUGAAGCUGUCGUCCAGUACUUCAGCGGAAAGUCAGAUAAUCUUCCUCCCUCAUGCAACUCGUUCGAAAGAAUGAAUGAUGAUACCUCCCAACUAGCUUUGAACUGUAACAGAUGGGGAAAUGACGAUUCACAACUCUUUGGAAAAUGGGGACAUAAAAAAUUCCAUGGAGAAAAAAUGAUGUACAACCACGCAGCUUUUAUUCCUCAUAAAUAUCAUUGGCUGAUCGUGUCUGGCCAAUGGUUAUGUGAUGAUGGCGGUGGAAGUAGUUUCAUUUUAUCCCCUGGUGAUUUCUGGAAAAUUUAUGUGCGUUAAAAUUCACACCGAAUUAUUUUCUCGUCUAUCCAUUCCUUUAGCCAUCCUCAAGUCGUAUCUUUCCAAAAGAGCCACCUUAUGAACAGAGUGGACUUCCAUCGAGGCGACCUCCACUUGCCAACUUGCAGGCAAGAUGCCCGUGGAAGCAUGCACGGUUGCGGAUCAAAGCUGAACAGUUCAAUUUCUGGACUAUUUCUCGGAUGAAUGGAUCUGAGCCUGUCGUUUGUGAAGAGAGGAAUUCAUAAACGUUGUCGCAGUCGCGUCAGCCAGUUUCAACUGGCUUUUUUUAAAUCGGAGGGUUACUCAAUGUUGAAUUCUGAAUUUAGGCCAUCAUAACCUAAUAAACUUUAAAUGUCUAUUGACUUUAACCACAUCAAUACCAAAAUAAAAAAGGAGAAACUAUUUCUCAACAAAGCAAACUUAGGAAAAAUGUCUCGUUCCUCCCAAGUUCCGGGUAUCCAUGUAAAGCGGAAGA